Molecule: messenger RNA, 1500 nt
Organism: Pocillopora verrucosa
Lineage: Eukaryota; Metazoa; Cnidaria; Anthozoa; Scleractinia; Pocilloporidae
Source: RefSeq, a predicted model, not a curated record
CUUCACUCUAACAUAGUAAAAGAAUUCAGUUAUGCCUCAGCGAGUGCCUUUCACUAAAAGAACGAUUUCAGCGUUUAUUUUCCUCGGAAUUAUCUGGGGAACUUUUCCUUUGGUGAUACACUGUGCAAUUCGUUUCAUCUGUGGCAGAGAUUCACCAGCACUUAUUUUUGUCUUUCGUACUCCAGGAGCCGUUGUUCUCUAUGUUGGCUCGUUUGUAUUCCUCUCGCUUGGAAGCACCAAUAACAGGGAGUUACUCCUUAACAACUUCAAAAUCGCGAGGAAUUACUGGAUGUUUGCUGUAAUGGGUUUGAUUCAGUUAGCUCUACCUUACAUUCUAUUUACGUACGGAUUGAAAGUCUUGAGCCUAACAACUGGUGGUGUCUUCAUUACAUCAGUUCCGCUGUUCUCCAUAGUGUUAGAGAGGUUGCCUUUUGUACAGAGCACAUACAUGUACUCGAUAUCCAAAUGCAAGCUUGCUGCAGUAUUGUCUAUUGCUCUAGCUGGAAUUACUAUGGUCUCAGCAGUAGGCAUGAACUUGGCACAAGAUUGCGGCAGUUACUGUGACCAGAGAGAAGAAAAACCUGAGGAAGAUACCUCCCCAGAGGUGGCAUUAAGGAACAGCAAUUUUAGGAACUUACAGACAAACUUACCUCGCACAGUGCAAAGAUCUUGCACUCCAUUCUCAGUCAUGGAAUUAACAGGAUCUUUACUGGCCCUUAUAGCAGGAUCCAUCUCAUGGUCAAUAAGCUCAAUAUUUUGGCACUCCAACAGAGGAAAUAUUCAUUCAGUUAGUGGUGGUAUUGGUAGCAAUAUUUUUGGAGGAAUGUUUGGUCUUGCAUUAUUUUUUGUGAUUCAUCAUGGAGAUUGUAAGAUCAACUGGAACUGGAGUGAUCCUAAAUCCAUUUUUUACUGCAUACUUUUCCUUGUGGUGAUGUCUGACUGGCCAAUAAGUUUUGUGUCAGAUUUUAUAAGAAGAGAAAUUGGUGCUGUGGUAGUAAAUCAAGCUCUGUGCCUUGUACCAUUGAUAGCUUUGUCAGAGGAUUGGUUGUUUGUUCGACGACCCGAGGCAGUCAAUGCUUUACCAUACACAUCUAUAAUUAUGGAAAUUAUUGGUGUUGUGUUUGUGGUUUCAGCUGUUGCUAUCUCCACUGUAGAAUUUACAUGUAACAAUCGUGAAAGCGCCAUCCGUUCACCACUAUUAAGCGAACUUAGUAUGCAGAAGACUGUGGAAACGUCAUAUUUCCUGAACGUUCGUCAAAUUGAAGACAGCAUGACCUCUAGUUACCUUGAACAGCUGCGGUCAAACUCUGGUAAAAGUGAUCCCUUCCCUCCCCUGGUGGAGAUUUCAGACCAUUAGCGCACAUCAGCAACAUCCACAACAAAUUCAUCCUCACAAAAACAUGUUUGCAGUCAGUUCUUCUUAACUGCUUACUAAAAGGUUGCAUUGACGGCAAUGUACAUCCGCACGUACUUUAAUUUCUCUUCUACAAUCUUCUCUGU